UCCACCUCUACUUCUAAUUCUUAAUUUUCUCUUUCUCUAAUUAUUCAUCCCUCCUUCUUCCUUCUCCCUCUCUGUAUCUUUAGAUUAUCCAAACAAAAAAUUUGCCCCAUUCAAACAACUAUUUGAGAAAAAGAGAGGAAAAAAACAAAGGUUUCUUUUCAACUCCUCUGGGCAAUUUUUGCCCUAAUAUCAUAUCUUUUCUUCAACUCUUUCUCCUUCAUUUUGGAUCCACCAACUUUCUGGCCUUUAAUUUCCUCUUCUUUGUUCUUCAUUUAUGCAUGCUAAUUGCAUGCAUAUAAUACCAACAAUAUUUGAAAGAAUAUAUGGGGAAUGCAGUUAAAAGGAGAUAAAAUAAGCUGCCCUUUUUCAUCUCCUUUCUUUCUGCGUGGCUUAAGCGUUUACCUAAAAAGGCGAAGGAAUCAGUUCUUCCUAUUGGCGUGGUCCUUUUGUUUGUGUUGUGUUUCAUUUCUGAGCAGAGUACUAUUGGCUUUUGGGGAAUUUAUAGCCUAUACCAUGGCAACCAAAGUGAAGGGGAUUUACAAAUAUAUCACCAGUAUUUUUGUUGUUAAGGAGAGGGAGUUGGAGAUAGGAUGUCCAACUGAUGUUAAACAUGUGGCACAUAUUGGUUGGGAAGGUCCCUCUGGAAAUACACCCACUUGGAUGAAAGCAUUCAAGGCAGGGCCGGAAUUUGCAGCAACUUCUAUUGGUAGUUCUGGUUCUGCUUGGUCAUCUCAAGGUUGUGGAGAGAUAGCGAGACAAAAAACAGCAGCUAACGUUUACAAGGACAUGACAACUUCAGAUGUUGCUAGUCCUCCUAGGAAACACAAACGGAGGAAGCCUAAAUCAACUUCUUCUCCCAAAUCUAGUUCACCAUCCACGUUGAGAUCGUCGCGAGCAGCUAAACCCAAGGCUAAAUCUGGUGAAGGAAAUCCUAAACCAGCAACAGUAGAAGUGGCUUAAUAUUGUUACAAAAACUGCAGUUUCAAUGCUCAAAGGUUCUAACAUUGUAUAUCAUAGUUGUCGAAAAUCCUCAGGAUGUUUGUUAACAGUAAGGCAUUUGAAGAGAAAGGGAAAGGGUGGGGAGAAAGUUGUGUAAAUGUAGAGGGAGGAAUAGUAAAUGUGAUUAAGAAAUAUGGAAGAUGAAAAUGUAGGAGAGGCUAGAGAUGUCAAAAGAAAGAGACAAAAAUCUAACUGUAUCAAACUGGUGUUUUUGUGAAAACUAGAACGUGUUCCUUUUUCGAUUUAAUUUUCUCUUUUCCA
Messenger RNA from Nicotiana tabacum (common tobacco), 1260 nucleotides. RefSeq names its product CRIB domain-containing protein RIC1-like. Lineage: Eukaryota; Viridiplantae; Streptophyta; Magnoliopsida; Solanales; Solanaceae. The record is from RefSeq and is a predicted model, not a curated record.